Molecule: messenger RNA, 885 nt
Organism: Mandrillus leucophaeus (drill)
Lineage: Eukaryota; Metazoa; Chordata; Mammalia; Primates; Cercopithecidae
Exons: 7
Coding region: 1-885 (294 amino acids)
Cellular component (GO): Golgi apparatus
Source: RefSeq, a predicted model, not a curated record
AUGGACUCGGCUGAGCUGGUUCCGUUGCGUGGAGAGACCACGUUUCACGGGCUGCUGCCUGUGGAGCUCAAGUUCAAUCUGGACCAGUAUGUCAACAAGCGGUACCCGGGCCUCGUGAAGAUCGUCCGCAAUAGCCGGCGGGAAGGACUGAUCCGCGCCCGGCUGCAGGGCUGGAAGGCGGCCACUGCCCCAGUCGUCGGCUUCUUUGAUGCCCACGUCGAGUUCAACACGGGCUGGGCAGAGCCCGCACUGUCUCGGAUCCGAGAGGACCGGCGUCGCAUCGUGCUGCCAGCCAUAGACAACAUCAAGUACAGCACGUUUGAGGUGCAGCAGUACCGCCUGUGGCUCGUCCUCGGAGGCCUCUUUGCUCUCUGCAGAGUUGAAGCACCUGAGCCGGUCAAUGGGACGGUCCUGGGCAGGAGUGUGGCCUCGCUGCCUGGGCCUGUGGAGGUGGCUGCCCUGCUGGCCUCCACCCUGUUCUAUUCCUCUUGCCGCUCCCCUGCUCCUUUCUCCCGGGACAAACGCUGGGGACCAUCCUCAUCCCGGAGGAUUCCUGGGAUCCCAGUUAAGACCUGGCGCCUCCAACACGUGAGCAAGGCGGGAGAACGUGGGAAGGACUGGCAGCCUGGCAGGACCCCGGCCAUGAUCGGCUGCUCCUUCGUGGUGGACCGCGAGUACUUCGGAGACAUCGGGCUGCUAGACCCUGGCAUGGAGGUGUACGGUGGCGAGAACGUAGAACUGGGCAUGAGGACAGUGAUGGCCAGUGACCGCCAGACAGCGACGGCCAGACAGUGGCGGCCAGAGAGUGACCACCAGACAGUGAUGGCCAGUGACCACCAGACAGUGACCACCAGCGACCGCAAGACAGCGACGGCCAGACAGUGA